AUGGCGUUGGCAGUGCCGGUGUGGUGGGAAGGUCAUGAGAUUGCUGGUCCCAUACAUGGCGUUGGCAGUGCCGGUGUAUGGGAAGAUGCCGGUGUGGGGAUGAUACUGUCUGCGCGCGUAGGACUUGAUAUGAGAUUUGUGAGCUACACGUGGCGUUGGCAGUGCCGGCGUGUGAGCUAUGGAGUUCUGUCCCCCGGUUGGACUACUCAUCCCUGGACGCGGGUUCUGGUUCGAAAAUCCUGCGUACCAGCCAACAAUCCCCCGGUUGGAUUGUCUUCCCCGGGGAGACUCUGCCAAAAUUUUGGUAGGAUGUCUUGGGUUUUUAGUAAGUGGGCCCGGCAUCGGUGUGAUGUCGGCACCAAAACAGGGUCCGCCCCGGUUUCGGGGAAAAUUCUGGGGCGGGUCCUGUCAGCUUGGUAUCAGAGCAUUAGGUUCAUUUUCCUUCGACUUUUGCGCUUUUGCUGCAUUGUUGAUCCAAUGAUUGUAUGGUUUCUUUGUGUGGAACCAUGUCGACUCGUCAACCAAGAACGCGAGGUCGUGGUCAGAGAUGGGGGCCACACAUUCUUUCGUAGCACACAACUUCGUACCUUAUGUCAGUGUGAGACCGACACCCAUGACAGGAAGCUUUAG
Messenger RNA from Prunus armeniaca (apricot), 630 nucleotides. Lineage: Eukaryota; Viridiplantae; Streptophyta; Magnoliopsida; Rosales; Rosaceae. The record is from the annotation of a GenBank genome assembly.